Molecule: messenger RNA, 2223 nt
Organism: Anolis sagrei ordinatus
Lineage: Eukaryota; Metazoa; Chordata; Lepidosauria; Squamata; Anolidae
Source: RefSeq, a predicted model, not a curated record
GGCUGUUUUAAUUAAAUAUUUAGAAAACGGAGAGUGCUACAGACUCUGAGAGCAAGCUUUCGUUCUUCAUGUAGUGUUGAUCCUCCCCACUAUCAAGUGCUUAAGAGUCAGUCCUUUUCUACAGUUCUUCCCAAAUGACAAAAGACUGAAAAUGCCAAAGGAAAAAUGUGCUAAACAAGGCAGGUGAACAGACAUGCCAAAACUCCAGUGUGGUCUUCUUGCCGUACAUAAUGUGUUUCAGUUCAAGUGCAUUUAGAAUGUUUUCAGGCCUCUUGAGUUUUUCUUGGAGGAGACAAGAACCAGACGGCCAGGAGGAAAAAUCAACUCGUUUGCAAAACAUUGAUAAUCAUGGAAAUGAUGUCUUUGUCCAUUCAUAUUUGCUUAUCAAAUGAAGGUGGUGUUUGCUGGGGUGUGUGUGAGCCUGUUGUCUCUCAUCACAAAGCCUUCAUCAUUUCAGCAAGUAAACUAACAUGUUCUUUUCCCUUUGCUCCCCUCUUGCCUCCCAUCCUCUUCUGUUCAGCCUAUUUUGCCAUGCAGGUGAUCUAUGCUCGGCGGAAGUGCAAAAUCUCCCCACCUCUAACAUCAGGUCCACAAGAAUUUGAAAGGAUCUUCAGAGCCCAAGCAAAUUGCUCCGAAUACUUUCCAAUAUUUCUAUCAGUUUUAUGGGUUGCUGGAGUCUUUUCCAAUCAAGCUUUGGCUGCAUUUUGUGGGUUAAUUUAUCUCUAUGCUCGCUAUCAGUACUUUGUUGGGUAUGCACAUUCAGCACAAGAAAGAUUGAGCCCGAUGUACUUUAGUUCUGGUGUACUGUGUGUCCUUAUUGCCUUGUCUGUGGUAGGGCUCACAGCCCAUUUUAUGGCCUUGCCUUAUUUUUGAUUCUAGCACUCCGCUGCCAAGUUAUUCGUGACAAACAGCCCCAGAUAUUUUACAUCACCAUCCUCUACUUUUAUUUCCUUUUUCUCACGUUUAAGUGCCUGUACCUCAAUUAUUUAGCAAGCAGUUCUAUGGAAAUGUAUUUUCUGAGCCAUGUUGAUGUUACUAUGACCUUUAACCUCAAAAAUGUCAGAGUUUUAGAUUUUUAUUUAUACGAGGAAGAAUUUUGAGCAGUGCUUGUGAAAUGUUCUGUGUAUCCAGCGCUGGUUUUUGCUUCCUGGACAUUCAAGUUAUCUGAUUAAGCAAUGGCUGCAUGAAACAAUGCCCCAAAUUUGGGUGCUGGUCCCAACAGGAAUAGAAUAAUUGACCCAAAAGGGUAUGUGGAAAGUUGCAUUUACGGAUUUUCCAUUAGCUUUGUGGGUCUACUCCAGUUGAGAGUAUUAACUGGAUUUAAGAAAAGGAAUAAAAUACUUGUAUUUUUGAAAAGGUCCUAAUUUUUGAGCUCGCAAUUCUGUAGAUAAAUUUGUGCAAUUAUUUCAGUUUCUUGCCAAGGCUUGAACAGCUGUUAGAAGCACUUAGUGAUUCUGGCCCAGAAGUUAAGAUGAAGGCAAAUCAUUCAUCUUUUCUGGAAGACAGGGCAUGCAAGUCUUUUCGAAAACAUUGAAAAUACUUGUGACAAUAGGGGACAAGGCCCCUUCAUGGCACAGCAGGUUAAACUGCUGAGCUGUAGAACUUACUGACUGAAAAGUUGGAGAUUUGAAUCCGGGGAGUGGGGUGAGCUCCCACUGUUAGGCCCAGCUUCUGCCAACCUAGCAGUUCAAAAACAUGCAAGUGUGAGUAGAUCAAUAGUGACUGCUUCUGUAGGAAGGUAACAGUGCUCCAUGCAGUCAUGCUGGCCACAUGACCUUGGAGGUGUCUGUGGACAAUGCCGGCUCAUUGGCUUAGAAAUGGAAAUGAGUACCAUCCCCCAGAGUUGGACAUGACUAGACUUUACUCAUAGGGGACAAAAGACCUGGCUUUGCAAAUGGGGAGGUCUGUUACACAGAGGAAGUGGCUGUCCAUUCGGGUUUAAGCAUAUAUCACCCCACUGCAAAAUCUCUUUGUGGCUGUUGUGUAGCAGUUACCUUUUUGAUGAAUGCACCUCUCCUUCAUACUCGUUGAUGUGAAUUCCUGUUCGAGUGGUCAGAAUUCAGUGCUACAGUGAAGAGCAAGUAAAACAAAACACCCCAUGUUAAAUGGAAUUAAAAUUUUACAGUGCACAUUUUAAUAUAUAUAUAUUUUAUAUAGAUAUACUUGGAAAAAAAUCAAAUGUAUCCAAUAAUAAAAAAUACAUCACAUUAAAGUAGUAUAAUG